Molecule: messenger RNA, 1885 nt
Organism: Mandrillus leucophaeus (drill)
Lineage: Eukaryota; Metazoa; Chordata; Mammalia; Primates; Cercopithecidae
Gene: KCNIP1
Product: Kv channel interacting protein 1
Exons: 8
Coding region: 381-1058 (225 amino acids)
Biological process (GO): regulation of potassium ion transmembrane transport
Cellular component (GO): voltage-gated potassium channel complex
Molecular function (GO): potassium channel regulator activity; transmembrane transporter binding; calcium ion binding
Source: RefSeq, a predicted model, not a curated record
GACAGUCAGCAAAGCCUGGGAGAGCUCCAGCUCCUCCCUCCCUGCUCUGCUCAGCUUUACUCUCCUCCUUGGUUCCCUUGGAGUACCUUGUGCCCCAGCAGUGCUGUCCUGGCCCUGGCAUCCUGAGGUCCUCCCGUGGCGAGGACUUAAGUGGACAGCAGGAGUGGGUGGAGAGAGGGAGGGAGAGUUUGCCCUGCAGGCUCUCUGGAUGCAGAAGCCAGACUCGCUGCAGAGGCAGCUGUGCUGUUCCCGGAGCCUGGCUUUGGGGGUGCAUCCGUCGCUCAGGGUUCACCCAGGCAGGCUCCAAGUUCCUGGGGUGCAUAAGGUGGGUGCUGUCCCUUCUGGGUGCUGACAGCAGAGCCUGGCUCCCCUCCACCACCAUGAGCGGCUGCUCCAAAAGAUGCAAGCUCGGGUUCGUGAAAUUUGCCCAGACCAUCUUUAAGCUCAUCACUGGGACCCUCAGCAAAGAUAAGAUUGAAGAUGAGCUGGAGAUGACCAUGGUUUGCCAUCGGCCCGAGGGACUGGAGCAGCUUGAGGCCCAGACCAACUUCACCAAGAGGGAGCUGCAGGUCCUUUAUCGAGGCUUCAAAAACGAGUGCCCCAGUGGUGUGGUUAAUGAAGACACAUUCAAGCAGAUCUAUGCUCAGUUUUUCCCUCAUGGAGAUGCCAGCACGUAUGCCCAUUACCUCUUCAAUGCCUUCGACACCACUCAGACAGGCUCCGUGAAGUUCGAGGACUUUGUAACCGCUCUGUCGAUUUUACUGAGAGGAACUGUCCACGAGAAACUAAGGUGGACAUUUAAUUUGUAUGACAUCAAUAAGGAUGGAUAUAUUAACAAAGAGGAGAUGAUGGACAUUGUCAAGGCCAUCUAUGACAUGAUGGGGAAAUACACAUAUCCUGUGCUCAAAGAGGACACUCCAAGGCAGCAUGUGGACGUCUUCUUCCAGAAAAUGGACAAAAAUAAAGAUGGCAUCGUAACUUUAGAUGAAUUUCUUGAAUCAUGUCAGGAGGAUGACAACAUCAUGAGGUCUCUCCAGCUGUUUCAAAAUGUCAUGUAACUGGUGACACUCAGCCAUUCAGUUCUCAGAGACAUUGUACUAAACAACCACCUUAACACCCUGAUCUGCCCUCGUUCUGAUUUUACACACCAACUCUUGGGACAGAAACACCUUUCACACUUUGGAAGAAUUCUCUGCUGAAGACUUUCUAUGGAACCCAGCAUUAUGUGGCUCAGUCUCUGAUUGCCACCUCUUCCUCCUUCUUCUUCUUGAGAGAGACAAGAUGAAAUUUGAGUUUGUUUUGGAAGCAUGCUCAUCUUCUCACACUACUGCCCUAUGGAAGGUCCCUCUGCUUGAGCUUAAACAGUAGUGCACAAAAUAUUCUGCUUACAUGCCCCCAGCCCACUGCCUCCAAGUCAGGCAAACUUUGGUGAAUCUGGAAGCAAGAGGACCUGAGCCAGAUGCACACCAUCAUCUGAUGGCCUCCCAAACCAAUGUGCCUGUUUCUCUUCCUUUGGUGGGAAGAAUGAGAGUUAUCCAGAACAAUUAGGACCUGUCAUAACCAGAUUGGGAGAGCCAGCACCUAAUAUAUGUGGGAUAGGACUGAAUUAUUAAGCGUGGCAUUUUCUGAUGACCCAAACUGCCCAUGUCAUUUGUUUCCAGAAACGAGGACCAAUAAUUCUCUCACACUGGCAUUUGUGCUGGUAGUGCAAGUCCUUUAAUAUGUCUAGGAAGUGAGCCAUUGCCCAGUGGUCCAUAUCUCCACCACAUCCCCUGCUUGAGCCCAGCGCUGCAUGUCCCUCCCGAGAAGUCCAGAAUGCCUGCAAAUUGCUGUAAUUUUAUACCAUGUUCUAACCAAUAAACAGAACUAUUUCUUACACUCUCAA